AUGAGUCUUGAUUUAUCCAAAUUGAAGGAGAAAGUGUCCUCCAAAUUGGGAGCUUCAAAGGCCAAAGACACUAAGCCUAAGAAGAGUAAGAAGCAGGGCGAAAAAGAGACAGACGUUACUCCAGCUAAAGAGGAAACUGCUGUCACCAAUGAAGAAUUGAUCCGUGAAGCUCUGUCUCUUGGAGCCUCUGAAAAAGAUGUCCAGCUUGUUGAUGGUGUUGACGACGAUGCCAGUGAGAUUGAAUUCAAUGAAGCCGAUGAAGAAGUUGAUGACGAGUUUAAGAGCGAUUUCAGUGCUUUAUUGAAGAAUAUGGGAUUCGAUAAACUACCUGAACCUGAAGUUGUAGAAGAACCAACAGUUACUGAGGAUGCAGGCAAAGAAGAGAAAGAUAUUGAAGAGGAGGAGGUAGAAGUUGAAGAAGAAGAAGAAGAAGAGACGGUAGAGAAAGAGGAGGAACCACUUAGUCCUAAACCAGCAGAAAAAAAAAAGGAAGAUCAAUCCGACAUGAUCACUCAAACUCAUAUUGUUCAAAGUGAUAAAUUACUUGUUCCAUCAGAUUUGUUGUGGUACGAAGUUCCUUUGGACCCUGAAUUAACAAGAGAACAGGAUCCGCUAACGAAAGAACAGAUAGAUAAGUUAUACCAGCGUGGUAAAGAGGCCUUAGAAUUAGAUAACACUAAUUACUACGAAGAAUUUACCAAGAACUCAUCUCAACGUAAGUUUAUGUCCCAGAUCUUAAGCGAUGGUACGUUGAACGAUAAAAUUAGUGCUUUGACUUUAUUGCUACAGGAAUCUCCAUUGCAUAAUAUCAAAUCUCUUGAUUCUUUGAUAUCCUUUUGCGGGAAGAAGUCAAGAAAUUCCGCAUUACAAGCUUUGAAUGCUCUGAAGGAUUUGUUCUUAAAUGGUCUGUUACCUGACCGCAAGUUAAAAUACUUCAAGAACCAAAACCUUUCCAUGCUACUGAAUAAGAGAACUUUAGCUAUUUUAUAUUUUGAGGAUUACUUGAAGGGUCUAUAUUUCAAGAUUUUGGAAAUCUUUGAGAAAUUAUCCCAUGAUCCUAUCAUCUAUGUCAGAAUGCAAGUGCUAACACAUAUCUUUGACCUGCUAACAGCCAAACCAGAACAGGAAUUCAACUUGUUGAAACUUGGUGUUAACAAAUUAGGUGACAUUGAUAACAAAGUAGCGUCAAAGGCUUCCUUCAAACUUUUGAAACUUGAAACUCAACAUCCAAAUAUGAAAUCAAUUGUGGUAGACGCUGUUGUCGAUAUUGCCAUAAGGCCUCAAGCUGACUAUCAUACUACAUACUAUUCCGCAUUGACACUUAAUCAAACAAUUUUGAAACGCUCCGAGAAGAAUCUAGCAAAUCAGCUAAUCAAGACCUAUUUCACUUUAUUCGAGAAAUUCUUAAUCCAAACUGAUGCUGAUAACGAGGAAUCAAAGAGUGAAAUCAAGGAAUCCGAUAAGUCAUAUGAAAAGAAGAGAAAGAAGAACUUCAAGAAGGGUAAAAAGGGUGGUAAGUCUGUCAUUGAAGAAAAAAGUGCUCAAGAAGUUAUCGAGGAAAAAAAUACCAAAUUAUUCGGUGCUAUUCUAACUGGUUUGAAUCGUGCUUUCCCAUUCUCUGAUAUGCCGGGAUCCGUGUACGAGAUACAUCUUGAUACAUUGUUCAAGAUAACACAUGCGUCUAAUUUCAACACUUCAAUUCAAGCAUUAGUAUUGAUUCACCAGGUUGUCGUGAAGACAAACAUCACAAGUGAUAGAUAUUACAAGACAUUAUACGAAUCCCUACUCGACCCAAGAUUGGUGUCGUCAUCGAAGCAAGGUAUUUACUUAAACUUGCUUUACAAAUCUUUGAAAGAUGAUAAAGACAUUGGAAGAGUGGAUGCUUUCGUAAAACGUAUAUUGCAAGUCUGUGCCCAUUGGUUGAACAUCGGUGCCAUUAGUGGUAUGUUCUUUUUGUUGAUACAACUUUCAAAGAGUUUACCGCAGAUCAGAAAUGUUCUAAUCAACUCACCACUAGACUCUGUUUACGAAUCUGAUGACGAAGAUUCCAGGGAUAAAACUAAGGAAAAACCUGGUUACGAUAGCCGUAAACGUGAUCCAAAAUAUGCCAACGCUGAAAAUUCAUCGCUUUGGGAGAUAAAUCAAUUCUUGUCCCAUUUCCAUCCUACUGUGCAGUCGUACGCACAAGGGUUCUUCGACGGUGACACUCAAGAAACAAGAGAGUUAGUCAAACCCGAUCUUGGCCUAUUCACGUUAGCCCAUUUCUUGGAUAGAUUCGUGUACCGUAACGCCAAGCAAAAGCCAACCACUAGAGGUUCAUCUAUCAUGCAACCUUUGGGAGGUGUACACACUGGUUCGUUAUUAGUGAAGGCCAGCGAUACCACAUUGCACGAAGUACCUGCUAACACGGAGAACUGGUUAAGUAAGAAGGUGCAAGAUAUCAAGCCAGAUGAAAAGUUCUUCUAUCAAUAUUUCUCUACAAAGACUAAUGCCAUCAAAUCUACCAAGUCAGGUGCAGAGGAUGAAAACGGUACAGCUGAAUUCGACGAGGAAAGCGAUUUGGACGAAGAUGAAAUUUGGGAUGCUUUAGUGAAGUCAAGACCUGACGUCGAAGGUGACGAAGAGGACAGCGAUGUUGAGUUCAGUGAGGACGAUUUCUCACAGGAUGAUUUCGGAUCGUCAUCCGAAGAUGUCGAUAUUGAUCUCAAAGACCUUGCAUCUUCGGGAGACGAAGAUGAGGCAUCAGAAGCUGAUCUUGAAGCUGAAGAAGGUGAACCAGAAGACAUCAGUGACUUCGAUCCAGAAGAGGCCAAAUUGUUUGAAGAUAACCUCGAAGACGAAGUAAAAUCUGAUGAAGAUGUAUUCUACAGUGCUGCAGACGACUCCUCGCAAGAAUCUGAUGUGGAAGACACAGAGCAACAACCUCCAAGAAAGAAAUCAAAGAAACAAAAACUACGCGAACUACCAACUUUUGCGUCGGCAGAAGACUACGCCCAAUACUUGAACUCAGAUGAAGAAUAA
Messenger RNA from Kluyveromyces lactis, 3021 nucleotides. It is a transcript of the gene MAK21, whose product is annotated as RNA-binding ribosome biosynthesis protein MAK21. The coding region runs from base 1 to 3021 and encodes 1006 amino acids. The record is from RefSeq and is a predicted model, not a curated record. Lineage: Eukaryota; Fungi; Ascomycota; Saccharomycetes; Saccharomycetales; Saccharomycetaceae. The transcript has a single exon. Gene Ontology annotation, cellular component: nucleus.